AUGGUUAAAUUUAUGAUACGUGCAGACAAAUUAAGGGAUCAGGUUAGAAGUAGGCGGGCCGGAGUUGGAGGAGGAGGAAGACCUGACGACAGUUCAUCCCAUGAAAAAUCCAAGACGCCUAGUGUUAGGGAGAAUUCGGAAAGUCAAGGACUCGUGCUAUUCGAGUUACAAGGUGAACUGGAGACGGUUCACGAGGAUAUUCGAGGCAAAGAAAUUGGAAAGUUACAGUUCGGGGAGAAUGUGGGUUACUUAAUAUUUAUCCCGUUGCAAGAGAUGUUGCCCGGCAAACGCAUUCGUUCUAAUGGUACCCCGAUGAUUCGAGUGGGCCAUUGGACCGUCGCGGGUCAAAUAAUCGAAUUGGAAAAACCCAUCAUGGUCGUGAAGCGAAGAUCGCUCCCACCGCAACAAGUUACGCCCGGUCUUAAAGAUGUAAAGUCGGAUAAUAUGCAACUGGAUUUCCGAUCGGAAUCGUCCAUGCUUGCCGAAAAUUUUCAACGGUCUGUGGAAAUGGUUUCCGGGUUGGCCAAAGAUUUGGAGAUGGAAGAUUAUGACGACGACAAUCUCGAGGUAAACGAGAUUCCUAGGCCAGGGAUAAACUCGCAUAAACCUAUGGCUCAGGGGAGAUCGAGCGACAAGGAAAUUAUUAAAUUGGAGAAUUUGAAUGUCGAGUAUGACGCUAUUCAGGAAGACGUUAAUACCUCGGAUUAA
Acaulospora colombiana is the source of this 708-nucleotide messenger RNA. NCBI's taxonomy places the organism in Eukaryota, Fungi, Glomeromycota, Glomeromycetes, Diversisporales, Acaulosporaceae. The record is from the annotation of a GenBank genome assembly.